This is a messenger RNA of Zingiber officinale, 627 nucleotides long. Its product is annotated as F-box protein SKIP8-like. The coding region runs from base 102 to 494 and encodes 130 amino acids. NCBI's taxonomy places the organism in Eukaryota, Viridiplantae, Streptophyta, Magnoliopsida, Zingiberales, Zingiberaceae. The record is from RefSeq and is a predicted model, not a curated record. Gene Ontology annotation, molecular function: protein binding. The transcript is spliced from 2 exons.
UUGGCGAGGCCUGCGCGCGUCCUUUCUUCCUUCGAACCUCGAUCGAUCGAUUGCGAGCUGGUAAUCUAGGGUUUGAUGUCGCUCGCUUCGAUUCCUUUGGCAUGUGCUGUGGAUGGACGAUUCCUACCUCUACUCACUUCGUUCCUUUGUGGUCGCCUCCGGAGCCGCUAUUCUUUGCCGCAUCUGCUCCUUUUGGGCCUUACGAUCGAACCCCAGAGGGGUCUUCCAGGUUCUGCCAAGCGGGAGACAUUGGCGGUGGGGAUUGCAACGGCCACUGCGGUGACGGAAAUCAGUUGGUGCCGGAGAGAACUACGCGUGCACUCGACUACCUCGACUACACUAGCCUUUGCCGCCUAUCCAUGACUAACUCCUCGAUGAGAAGUGCUGCGAACGACGACGGCGCCUGGAAAGCCCUGUACCACAAGGUACAAUGCUGUUCUUCAGAGUUGGGCAUUGAUAUUCAAUUGGGACCGAGGUGGUGUUCAGGAGAUUGAUCUCCAAUUACGCGAUGUCCGAGCCCUUGUCGACAACGCGGCAUGGGUUACAAUGGACUCCUAUGUUGGUUCGGGCAGGGGAUCAUUCCACGUGACUAAUAUUUUCGAGUUUCACCAUGGCCGAUGGCUUCAG